Molecule: messenger RNA, 636 nt
Organism: Cucurbita pepo subsp. pepo (vegetable marrow)
Lineage: Eukaryota; Viridiplantae; Streptophyta; Magnoliopsida; Cucurbitales; Cucurbitaceae
Source: RefSeq, a predicted model, not a curated record
AUGGAAGCUAAGUACCUACAAGAUUUCAAGAGGGGUGACCCUCAAACAUUUAAGGGGACAUCUGACGAUCCAACUGUGGCACAGAUGUGGUUGAGAUCCAUUGAGACGGCUUCCCGUGAUAUUAUUAGUCCUGAGGGAGGUGCAGUCUCGUGGGCGGAAUUCAAGAGUGCCUUUACUAAAGAGUAUUAUCCAGAGGACGUUCAGCUGCGAAAACAACAAGAGUUCACUCAAUUGAGUCAGAGGGGGCGUAGUGUUACUACUUAUGCUAGAGAAUUUUCUAAACUAAAGCGAUUUACCCCAGAGUUGGUGAACACGGACUACAGGACAGCAAGACGGUUUGUGCUGGGGUUAGACACAAAGAUUCGUAACACUGUUGAGGCAAUUGCACCUACCAUUUACGCUGCCGCCCUAAGAGUAGCUAAGUCUAUGGAAUUAUUUGAUAGUUCUCGUGGAACCCCUGCAUCGUCAGUGGGACAAAAGCGUCGUCACGAACAUGAAAACAAAUUAGAUGACAAGCCUAAGUGUAAUAAGUGUGGGAAAAAUCACUGGGGUCAAUGUUUAAGUCACAUAAGAGCCUGUUUUCGGUGUGGAAAGGAGGACCACAUGACCAAGGAUUGCUCGGGAGGUGGCACAUAG